AUGAAUCUAGUGGAAAUAGUUGGGAACCGAAUUAAGAAGCACGUACUUGCUCUGGGCCAUUCUGAGCGAAGCUGGCGGGUUCUGAUUAUCGACCAGUCCACUGCAAAGCUUCUUCAUCACACGCUUCCAAUGAGCGAGGUGCUGUCUAGAAAUAUUGCAAUGGUUGAGAGAAUAGAGGACAUGAGAGAGCCCUCCACUGAGUUUAGUGCAAUAUACUUCAUAAGUGCAACUUCCCAAAAUGCAAAAAGAAUUGAAAAAGAUGUCUCGCAAAAGAUGUACAAGAGUGUAUUUGUUGUCUCUAUUUCUGAUAUUGAGGAGAAGGAGGAGCGCAUAUUUGAGAGUGUGAAAAAGAAAGUAGAGAAGCAAAGGGAAAAGACAAAGGGAAAGGAAAAAGAGAAAGAAGCAUUUGAGUUUAUCUAUAAAUGCGUUAUUUUUGAUUUCAUUCCCUUGGCAUCAGAUGUAUUUCAUAUGGAAACACCGUACUCGUACUAUACACAUAAGGAGGAAUACUUGGACGACAUUGCAGAUAAAAUAAAAGGCGUAUAUAGAACCAUGCAGGCACGGUGCACCCCAAUUCCUGUGGGGAAAUAUGCAAAAGAGCUAUCUGACAGGAUAGACUCAUCUGGAUCUAGCAAGCUAGUUAUUAUGGAAAGAGGGUCUGAUGUAAAUACCCCCUUCUUACAUACGUUCUUAUUUGAAAGCCUCUUGUGGGAUCUGGAACUGGCUGGCCCUGGGUAUGUGGUUGAAAGUGGACACCUUGAUAGAAGACCUGCAAAAAAAGACACCGAUCCAAAUAAAGACAGCGAAAGUGAAAGUGAAAGUGAUGAUGAAAAGAGGCUUGAAAUAACCGAAGACCACAAGGUGUGGAUGAGUGUGCGCAGCAAACAGCUAGUGGAAACACAUAAAAUACUCACUGAACUGAUCAAGGAAGAGACAAAGACAGAAGAAAAAGAGCAAAAGUCAAAUAUCAAGCAACUUGUCAAAGCAGUGCAGGAACUUCCUGCGCACACAAGAACUCUAAAAGAGAUAAAGAUAUUUAUGAGUCUUCUGGAGAAGUGCGUUGAAUUCUUUAAUUCUCCUGGAAUAAAGGAGACUGCAGAGCUAGAACAGGGUAUUUCCACGGGAAAGAACUUCAGUGGGCACAGCUUCAAGCACGAAGUAACCAAGGCCCUCUUUUCAGUUCUUAAAACUGCCAGACUUACACAGGCAGAGAAGCACAGGCUGUACAUUCUUUAUGUGCUUAACUACGGCAGCCUGCAGCGCAACGAAGAGGAACGCCUAAUAGACAGAGGGUAUUUAUCUCAGAAGGAAAUAGAAGUCGGGGAGAAGAUCAAAAAGCAUCUGGCAGGGAGGAAGAUAAAGCCUGUUUCAAAGAGAACCCUUCCAAUUGCCCGACAUGUUCCUUUAAUUGCUGAUGUUCUCACUGCAAUUAUUAAAAAGGACGAGCAUGCCUGCCGCAAGAUGGAAAUAGAUCUGCCAGGCAGAGAGGAGGCCAUUUCUGGUGCUUCUUUACGGAAGAGAGAGUUUGUGUUUAGGCAAAGCGUAUCCCAGAGCACAUCCCACAGAAGAAUUAUGAUUGUAUAUUUUAUUGGCGGCGCAUCGAUUGCUGAAAUAUCCGAAGUCCGUGAAAUAGCGCAGAACACAGGGCAGACCAUCAUUGUUGGCUCCACAGACAUAUGCUCUCCGAAUGGAAUGGUGCUAGCUCUGAACAAUCUGUAG
Molecule: messenger RNA, 1719 nt
Organism: Nematocida ausubeli
Lineage: Eukaryota; Fungi; Microsporidia
Exons: 1
Coding region: 1-1719 (572 amino acids)
Biological process (GO): vesicle-mediated transport; intracellular protein transport
Source: RefSeq, a predicted model, not a curated record